AUGACGGUCCCCAUGACUGAAACUGGCUUCAUGAUUCCAGAUUUUACACGAAUUGAAUUUAAAUUCCACCAGCCGGCGUCGGUCAAUGAUAAACCCGAGGAUGGAGACGAUGUAGGGGAUUGUACUGCUGGAGGACAACAGAGGUACAGGGGGCGGAAGCGUCCGGCGGAGCCCGGCCGCCCGGGGACCUCCCUCGCUCGGCUGUGCCGUGACCCCCACCCCCGCUCUCUCUCCUUCCGCCCGCAGGCCAUAUUGAAUAACCAGGGGAAGAAGUUCUGGGAGACGCCGGCCUCAACCUGGGACGACAUCAAUAACGUUGGCCUGCGGGGCCACUAUAUCUGCUCGGUGUACGCGGCCCAGAUGAUGGUGGAGGCGAAACGGGGGCUCAUCGUCGUCAUCUCCUCCAUGGGCGGACUGCGCUACAUCUUCAACGUGGCUUACGGCGUUGGCAAGGCCGCAUGUGAUCGACUGGCAGCAGACUGUGCCCAUGAGUUGCGGAGAGAUGGUGUGUCAUAUGUGUCCCUGUGGCCCGGAGCGGUGCGUACUGAGACUAUCACUGAAUUGAUCAUCAACAGGGAGGUGAAAACCAAAGCAGAGCAGCAGAUGGUGGACAUGUUCACCAGCGGCGAGACCCCUGAGAUGAGCGGGAAGUGCAUCGUCGCCCUGGCGACAGAUAAGAACCUGAUGAAGAAAUCAGGCAAGGUGCUGAUGACCUGCGACCUGGCCGCGCACUACGGAAUCAAGGACGUGGACGGCCGAACCCUGGUGGACUACCGGUCAGUGAAGUUCCUCUUGCGGCAGCUGCCAGGCCUGAGCUGGCUGGCCCCCUUCAUACCCGGUUUCAUCAAGGUCCCCAAAUGGGUCUUAGCCCUGGCCGCCAAUAAAUUCUAAAUCCCUCCCUUCCUCUCACCCAUCCCACCCCUCCUUAGGCCUUGCCUAACCCCGCCCCCCCCCCCACC
Messenger RNA from Carcharodon carcharias (great white shark), 959 nucleotides. It is a transcript of the gene dhrs1, whose product is annotated as dehydrogenase/reductase (SDR family) member 1. NCBI's taxonomy places the organism in Eukaryota, Metazoa, Chordata, Chondrichthyes, Lamniformes, Lamnidae. The transcript is spliced from 8 exons. The coding region runs from base 1 to 891 and encodes 296 amino acids. The record is from RefSeq and is a predicted model, not a curated record.